This is a messenger RNA of Nicotiana tabacum (common tobacco), 1206 nucleotides long. RefSeq lists its product as uncharacterized. NCBI's taxonomy places the organism in Eukaryota, Viridiplantae, Streptophyta, Magnoliopsida, Solanales, Solanaceae. The record is from RefSeq and is a predicted model, not a curated record.
UAUGCACUCAUUGUGCAUGGACCAGACUUGCCUUUGAUCUUUAAAUCCACAGUAAAUUUUUUAUUUUUCAACAUAAAAGCCAUUAGUCCCGUCUGCCACUAAAGCAAACAAGAAUUCAUUAGACCAUAUUUCUAGCCUUUCUUCUUUUGACUUCUGACCAUUCUCUGAAUUUUUUCUUUUUCUCCCACUUCACAUUUGAAUCUUGUCUUCUCACUACAACAAAAAACUCAAAGAUUUAGGCUUUUCUAUCCUUCCAAUUUACUCUCAGUAAUUCUACCCAAAAAUAAAAAAUAAAAAUAAAAAUGGCAAUUGAUAUGAUCUCAGAAGCUCCAAGUCUAGUCACAAGUCCAAGAAUUUCUUUUUCUGAUGAUCUUAGCCAAAAAGAUGCUAAUGCUAAUUCUUCUGCUGCGGCCACUGAAAAAUUCCCAUUAAUUUGCUCAGAUUCUAAUUCUGAAUUCGAUUUCUGUAUUACCAACAGCACAAAUACAGAAACUUCUUCAGCAGAUGAGCUUUUCUUAGAUGGCUUAAUUCGACCUCUUCAACUACAAGAAAAGUUUGUCACUUUAAACCAAGAAAUCUUGAAAAAUAUAUCCAAGACUCAACCUUUAAAUUCUCCUCCAAAUCAACCAACCCCAAGAAAUUUUGAAACCUCCCCAAAGGAUCAAACCAAAUCCUUUUGGCGGAUAAGGAGAAGUAGUAGUCUUCAUUGUGAAAACAGCAACAAGAAAAGCUCAUUUUGGUCUUUACCUUUACUAUCACGUAGCAAUUCUACAGGUUCAGAAGGUCAGAAAAACAAUGCACAAUUCAAGAAAAUGAAGAAUAUGAAUACAUCUGCAGCUAAUUUUUACGCAUUUCCAUCGUCACAAAAGCCAUCAUUGAGAAAGAAUUAUGGAUUAGGGCAUAAUUAUGGUAAUGGGGUUUGCAUUAAUCCUGUUUUGAAUGUGCCACCUACUUUCAUUACUAAGGGUACUGCUAAUCUCUUUGGUUUGGGGUCCUUUUUUGCCAAUGGAAAAGAAAAGAAGGGUAAGAAAUGAUUUAUUUGUACUUAGUACUUUGUUCUUAUUGUUCUUACUAUAAAAAGUUAUUGAAAUCCAUCAUAGUGUGUUUACAUAAUUUUAGGGGUCGUUUGGUUUGAAGAUAAUUGAUGUUGGGAUUAAUUAUGUUGGUAUUAGUUAUAUGAGAUUAGUUAUUUGUAUGUUGCACUAA